AUGUCAUAUCAGAUUGCUCCAACUCGAGAUUUAAAAGUUAUUACGGAUGAGUUGCAAACACUUUCUUCUUACAUCUUUCACACGACUAUCGCGGAUGAUUUGAACUCUUUACUCAUAUGGACGAGCCCUAACGAUCCCAAGAGUAACCAUCAGCUACGCCCCCCAAGUCUCCGUAUUAAAAAUAUCAUUAAGGUACUGUUCCCUAAUAGUGCGUCUACUUCCCCAUAUAGCGUGGUAAAUACUGGACAAACAAGCAAUUCAAUAGUUAAUGAGGGCAAUACAAACAAAGAGUUGCAACUACAACUUUUAUCGACGCUGAAAGAGUAUUACAUUUUCCAAGUUCGCUAUCAUUUUUUUUCACAUUUUGAAAAUAUCAACUAUUUAAAAGAUAUUCAACGAUGGGAGAAUUAUUAUGAAUUUCCGUUACGUUACGUACCUAUUUUUGAUCUAGACAUCAACGGUUGGUCCCUCGAACUUAAUUCAUUAAGGCAUUACUUGUUAAAUAGAAAUAUGAAGUUUAAAAACAAUUUAAGAACAAGAUUGGAUAAAUUAAUAAUGGAUGAUGAUUUUGACCUUGCUGAUAAUUUAAUACAAUGGCUUAACUCCGCGGACGGUUCAUUAUCCUCGAUGGAAUUGAUAGUGAAUGCUCUUUUCAACAAAAUCAACAAAUUUUGUGAAGAUACCAUGAGUGGAGUAUGGAAUAAAAGGUUUAUGAUUAUGGAAACGUUCAAUAAAUUCAUCAAUCAAUACUGGUCUCAAUUCUCCAAAUUGAUCGGCUGCCCCGAGGAUGAUCAUGAAUUGACCACUACAGUUUUCAACUGUUUUGAAUCGAAUUUCCUCAGGAUAAGAACAAAAGAAAUUUUUGAUAUAUGCGUCCUGGCUUAUCCUAACUCGAAAGUUACGUUAUUGGAAUUGAAGAAAAUUAUGAAAGAUUUCAAGGAUUAUGCGAAUAUCGUAACAACAUUCCUGUCGGAUUUUAAAAAAUACAUUCUAAACCCUAGCAUUACUACGGUGGAUGCUUUGUUGAGAUAUGUCAAAACUAUUAAAGCGUUUUUGGUCUUAGAUCCAACAGGAAGAUGUUUACACUCGAUAACUACAUUUGUCAAACCAUAUUUUCAGGAGCGUAAACACUUAGUAGACUUAUUACUAUAUGCAAUGUUGGACUUGCCUGAAGAAGAACUAAAGGAGAAGAUUACUUUUAAAGUAGAUAUUAAGGCGUUAAUCUCACUUGUAGAUACUUUGCAUGAUUCUGAUAUCAGCCAAUUUACGAAUGUCAUGAAAAGAAAUAAAAAUAAAAAAGGCCCCUUUCUAUGGAAUCUCAAGGUCAAAGGAAAAAAUGGACCUUCCCCGACAAGUCAAACGAUGAUCUAUCAACAUAUACUUAAUUAUUACUUAACUUGGGUACCAGAGCCUAAUGACAUGAUUCCUGGUAGUGUUAAAUCAAGUUGUAUCAAAACAAAUUUAUUUGAAGUACUUUUAGAUCUUUUUGAAUCGAGAGAAUUCUUUAUAUCAGAAUUUCGAAAUUUGUUGACUGAUAGAUUGUUCACUCUGAAAUUCUAUAAAUUGGAUGAUAAAUGGACACAAUGUUUGAAGUUGAUAAGGGAAAAAGUAGUCAAAUUUAGAGAAACAAGUCACGUCAACUAUAUAACAAACGGCAUAUUAGGACUGCCCGAAACAACUGCUCCCUCAGCAGAUGCAGAUCAAUCCAAUCUUAAUAGCAUUGAUGUAAUGCUCUGGGAUAUUAAAUGCAGCGAAGAGUUGUGCCGCAAAAUGCAUGAAGUUGCUGGAUUAGAUCCAGCAAUAUUUCCGAAAUUCAUUUCGCUGUUAUACUGGAAAUAUAACUGUGAUAUGCAGAGUUCCAACGAACUAACAUUUCAUCUACCAAUACAUUUGAAAAAAGAGCUACAGAAGUAUUCUGAUGUAUAUUCACAGUUGAAACCUGGAAGGAAGUUACAACUGUGCAAAGACCAAGGAAAAGUAGAAAUAGAGUUAAACUUCAAGGAUGGUAGGAAAUUAGUGCUGGAUGUUUCCUUAGAACAAUGCAGCGUAAUAAAUCAGUUUGACUCUACGGAUAAUAAAUCGAUUUCUUUGACAUUGGAGCAACUAUCCGACUCGCUAAAUAUUACACCUCCAAGACUCGUUCAUUUGUUAGAUUUUUGGAUCCAAAAAGGCGUGAUUUCAAAAGAGAACGGAGUUUAUUCCGUCAUAGAGAAUUGCGAGACAGAUUUUGACAAAGUACAUAAAGACAUCCCAAUGGAGACUGAGAAUAAUAACCGUGGCCUACGUAAUGAAUCUGAAGCAGAGAGAAAAUGUGAGUUAACGUUACAAAGAAGUUUGCCAUUCAUCGAAGGAAUGCUGGCUAACUUAGGUGCCAUGAAACUUAAUAAAAUCCAUUCGUUUUUGAAAAUCACGGUGCCAAAAGAUUGGGGAUAUAACCGGGUCAGUCUCCAACAACUAGAACAGUAUUUAAGUGCUCUAGCCGAUGAGGGCAGGUUAAAAUAUAUUGCCAAUGGCUCAUACGAAAUAGUGAAAAACGAACAUAAAACCUUAUGA
This is a messenger RNA of Saccharomyces mikatae IFO 1815, 2553 nucleotides long. RefSeq names its product anaphase promoting complex subunit 2 (gene APC2). Gene Ontology annotation, molecular function: ubiquitin protein ligase binding. The record is from RefSeq and is a predicted model, not a curated record. Gene Ontology annotation, cellular component: anaphase-promoting complex. The coding region runs from base 1 to 2553 and encodes 850 amino acids. The transcript has a single exon. NCBI's taxonomy places the organism in Eukaryota, Fungi, Ascomycota, Saccharomycetes, Saccharomycetales, Saccharomycetaceae. Gene Ontology annotation, biological process: ubiquitin-dependent protein catabolic process.